Molecule: messenger RNA, 1215 nt
Organism: Schizophyllum commune H4-8
Lineage: Eukaryota; Fungi; Basidiomycota; Agaricomycetes; Agaricales; Schizophyllaceae
Product: acyl-CoA N-acyltransferase
Exons: 3
Coding region: 279-869 (196 amino acids)
Molecular function (GO): acyltransferase activity, transferring groups other than amino-acyl groups
Source: RefSeq, a predicted model, not a curated record
AUAGUACGGCAUCCACUAUACAGUACAUUCGCAUAAUUACAUCCUUCGCUUGGCUGGACUACCGAUGGAUCAUGUUGUUCGAGUCAAGAAGGCCGGUGAGUGUGCUCACCUGGGGAGCAACAGCGUCUAGUAUCUGUAAAUUUCCCCGACCCCGAUGACAGGGGCCGCCGUGUGCUCUUAUGUGCUUAUCUGGGAGCAGUACAAGGUCCCUAUGACUCGACCUGGACGUAUAUGAAGAUUUUGACUGGCCGAUCCUCUCUCCAGGUCAUCCAACCACCAUGUCGUUCAGCGUACGCCCUGCAUUGACUGAAGAUCUCCCCGCGAUCACCUCCAUAUACGACCACUAUAUCAACCACUCCGUCGCCACUUUCCGCACAAAGCGCGUCGAGCCAUCCGUCCUUCUCGACACCUAUCGCUCCGCGCAGAACAGCCAGCACCCCUUUCUCGUCGCCGUAUCGCAUGAGGGAACAGAGAUCGUGGGCUACGCCUACGUCUCCGGCUAUAGAGCAUCGCACCCAGCGUACUGGCAUACAGUCGAGUUGUCCAUAUACGUUCAUCCGAAUCACCUGUUCGGCGGAGUAGGCUCGCGGUUGUGGACAGCCCUCGAGGAUGCGUUGCGCCAACGAAAUUGCGCUCUUGUUGACGACAAGGGUCACUCCCCAUCGCUCGACGAAAGGACCAGCCCAGGUGCUACACCCAUCCGUCAUGUCCUAUCGGUCAUGGCGCUCGAUACCGAAGGGAGCGAGGGCGGGUACGGGCUUCGCGACUGGUAUGUGAAGCGAGGCUUCGUACAGAAGGGGCAUUUGGAGGAGGUUGGGUACAAAUUUGGGCGGUGGAUCGACACAAUUAUCCUGCAGCUCACGCUCUAGAAUACUGCUCUUUCGAGGGUGCUGGUGCUGAAGAUGCAAUGCAGAGGGUUCUUAUUAUCAUCUUGUGCGCGACGUACGAAUCCCGCCUCGAUGCGCCUCUUCGGACCGCGACAUGGGGCAAUUGGGGACCGACGGGAUCCGGUGGCCGUUGAAGAUGUAACUCGUCCUACCUAGCCUGUACUCUGCGUGCAGUCGCUUGCAGCACGAAUAGACGUACAUCGUACACCAAGACUGAUCCUACCUCGUCAUCUUGAACAUCGCGUCUGUCCUCAAGUUCGUAUCAGAACAUAGUGCGCACAUGACCGUGUUCAGCUGAGGUUGACCUCACCGACGCGGCCCGCGACGC